AUGCACAACAUAAACGGCGCAAUUUCACAUGGCCAACACACGCCAAUGACCCCACUAGACAUUAACUACAGCCAGUCGAUGAUUCCAUCCAACUUACUCGUAUCCUCACCAUACUUUACUCCACCACCUUCGGCUACCCAUUUCUUUUCAAUCCCACCACCACCACCACCCCAACAACAACAGCAACACCAAAGAACUUUAAAACGUGGACCCACCUCUCUGUCUCGAUCACAGUCUCAAUCACAGUCACAGUCGCCUAACCCCUCAUCACGGUUUGGAAAUGGAAGAAAUUCGAGUAGGCUGUGGAAUAGUAAAGAGAAUUAUCCUGACAAGCCUAUGCAACAUUCUUUUAUCAAUACCAUGAGCAACAACGAAAAUCUAGACAAUUAUGCUACAUCACCAAUAACCAACAAGGAGAACCCAUGUCCUUCCAACCAUAACAACUUUGACCAGCUCAAUAUAUCAAGAACCGUUAUCUUGAAAAACUUGGCUGAAAAUACCAGUUUGCAUCAGAUAUUGGACAAUAUAGACUAUGGACCCAUUGAACACAUCAAGCUCUUUACAAAACAAAAACCAAACUUGCUCUCAAAAGACGGUUUAGAGAAUAACGACGUAAAGACAAAAAUAUGCCACAUCUCCUUUAUCAACAACAAGAUUUCAAUGUUAUACUAUACCCAUGCUACAAACGCAUCUAAUCUUGACACGUUGAGAGAAACAUUACACUCUCACAACUUGAAAAUUCAAUUGAACAAUAUCAACGACAGAAAAAAUACACCAUCUAGAUCUAAACAGGAUUUGAUGAAGCCCAAAACUAUCAACUAUAUCAAUAACCUCAAUGCAACACGAUGUAUUUCGUUGAAAAUAGGCAUAGAUACUAAAUUACCACUACAAAGAGAAGCCAAAAAUGUGGAAAAUACUCUACUCGAGGAAAUUAAGCAAUCAAUACUAGUUCAGUGCGAAAAAUUUGGAGAUGUAGAAAAUUUCGAUAUUGAAAUGGUGAACAAUAAUAAUGAUGAUGAAGAAGAAGAAGAAGAAGAAGAAGAAGAAGAAGAAGAAGAAGAGCAUCAAGAAGAACACAAAGAAGAAGUGGCAAAACAGACAACAAGCGCGACAGCAAAGUCAGAUAGGAAAGUAGACAAUGACACUAUUCACGUUUCUCAAUCUUGCUCGACCUUAUAUGUGAGUUGCAUAGCUUUUAUUCAUUUCACAUCCAUCGACUCUGCCAUAAAGGCAUAUGAAGCCUUUAUCAAAAAAGUUAAUCACAAAUCGAUAGUGCAUGACCACAAACAAAAGAAUAAAGACACAGCAAAACUUGACAUAUCAUCUGAUGUAAAUGGUUUGCAUAUAGAGCAAAACCAUCACAUUAUAUCCACGACUUUUGCCCAAGACCGAUGCGACCGCACACCCAUUGAUAACAAGCACAUAGAUUAUAGCAUCAACGAAUUUCUUGAAACAAGAAGUUCAAAAAGUGUCAAUGGCGCAAGGGUAGGAGACGAGAUCAUCACAACUGAAACUAUACUUGAUUCUGAUUGCAAUUCUGAAUCUGAUUUUGAUAACAAUAGUCCCGCCAUGAGCAGCUUUACAGCGUCCCCCAACGAGAGGGAACUCCCUGAAGAACUUGGCAUCUUGGACCCAGUGAGCCCAAACUCGUCCGAUAUAGAUAAUGCAUCACCAAUAGUACGCGAGAGAUACAAUGAUACAAGCGAAGACGGUUGCAUUCAGUCAACCAUAAGCAACGGUGCAUAUUCCAUAAUUUCUUCAAAUCAAGAAUACCUCAACCACAUGCACUACCCAUCUGGGCAUAACUCUGAUCACCAUCCGGGGAUUAUUGUACCAGUAUCUCGCGAUUUCACUCCUUCCUUUACACCUUCUUCUCCUCCAUACACAUCUCACUCAAAUCACUCAUAUCUGUCAUCACAGUUUUACCUCCCUCAGCAUCCACCAUCAUCUAUCCACGAGUUCAAUGGUAAUCGAUCGAUAUAUUUGGGAAAUUUACAUCCCAACACUACGGUGGAAGAAAUUGCCAAUAACGUUCGCGCUGGUGGCUUGGUAGAGUCCAUAAACUAUUUGCCUGAAAAGAGAGUAUGUUUUAUAACAUUUGUUGACGCAGUUGUUGCCCACAAGUUCUAUGUCAAUCAUCAAGUGUUGCACCAGCUAGUCAUACACGGAUACGACAUUGUUGUCGGAUGGGCAAAGCAACACAGUGGACCAUUGCAUCGCGAUAUUGCACUUGCUGUUACCGCUGGUGCAUCAAGGAAUGUGUACAUUGGAAUUAAACCAAACCGCGACGAAAAUGGUUUCAAACCUAUGAUGCCAAGCGAGGAUGAAUUGAGAGAGGAUUUUUCCAAAAUUGGUGAACUUGAACAAAUUAAUUUCUAUCACAAUAAGGAUUGUGGGUUUCUUAAUUUUGUAAAUAUUACCGAUGCGAUUGCUGUAGUUGAAGCAUUUGAAUCAGAUGAAAUGGAUGGUGUUUACAGAUUAUCGAAAGCGCUUUACGGAAAUCAAGAUCACGCCAACCAAUUUUAUCACAAGUACAAGGAAUUCAAGAUAAGUUAUGCUAAAGAUAGGUGCGGUAAUCAACCGAAAUUUUCGUUUAGAAAAAAACCAAACGGAUCUCAAGGUUCAACUUACCAGCAAUACCAAGAACAAUUACACUCAAGCCUUCGCAAAUACAAUAAAGAUAAAUUUACAAAAACAAGAUACUCUGAGUCAAGUAAUGCCAGAGAUGCAAAUGAGCCAUUAUCAGACGAAGCUGCCAUGAUAUUUGGAAUUGUGAACAACAGUGUUCAAUCCAAUGGCACCACUAAUGGAUCAUUAGGAAAAGAGCAGACUCAUUCAACGGAUAAAACAUUGAAGAAACAAAAUGGAUCAAGUUCCAAUGGAGCAACCGAUAGAACCAGGAGUGAACAUGAGCACGCUGGCAACCAACUUGAAAUGCCUACAAUAGAAGAAAGUAAAGAAACAAUUACAGAAGAACAACCAGAAAAAGAAAAAGCAGGAGAAGCGGAAGCAGAAGAAGAAGAUGAUGAAGCGGAAGAAGAAGAAGAAGAAGAUGAUGAUGAUGAUGAGGACGUUUCAAUUAUAAUCGGAUCCGAGGAUAUGAGCUUUUCUUUUGAUCGUAGUGAGGAAAAGGAAAGAUCAAAGGCUCCUAAUUCAAAGAAUACUCGUUAUGCUCAGCGCAAACUGCGCAAACAAUAUCAGAACAAUUAUGACAAGGACUAUGCAGAUUUACACCGAGGGAAAGUUUCUCGAUCCUCUUCAAACGUGCUGCUUAGCAGUAGUGUAAAUUAUCAAUAUUCACCAUACAUUCAACCUCAGUCAGUCUAUUAUUUUCCGCUGGCCAGUAGAAACAGCUCUACCAGCAGCUUUAGGACAAACAGGAGCCAGCAUAGUCAGAAGUGGCACUCAACAUUGCCUCAAGGUAAUGCUGGCUACCCUAUACAGCCUGUGCCAUAUCCUCAGCAAGUAUUUGCUAUGCAGCAACAACCAGGUCAGUAUCACGGACAACAGUAUCCACAGAUUCGCUAUAUACCAGUUAUUCAAAAUCAAGUUGUUUCUCCAAAUCUCCAAGCACCUUCAUAUAAUCUGGGCGAACACCGCUCUUCUGGAAGCGAGGUGAUGGCCCAGUACUUGGCAAAAACGCAGCGCAACCAGAUGAUAUAUGAACCUGUUGACAAAAAUGGAGUGGAGAGAGGGACUCCGGGAAAGUAUAGCAUUCGAGGGAAAACUCAUCAUAAUGGUUUAAAAAGGUAA
This is a messenger RNA of Lodderomyces elongisporus, 3753 nucleotides long. RefSeq lists its product as uncharacterized. The transcript has a single exon. Lineage: Eukaryota; Fungi; Ascomycota; Pichiomycetes; Serinales; Debaryomycetaceae. Bases 1 to 3753 code for a protein of 1250 amino acids. Gene Ontology annotation, cellular component: cytoplasmic stress granule. Gene Ontology annotation, molecular function: mRNA binding. The record is from RefSeq and is a predicted model, not a curated record.